Propithecus coquereli (Coquerel's sifaka) is the source of this 921-nucleotide messenger RNA. It is a transcript of the gene NMD3, whose product is annotated as NMD3 ribosome export adaptor. Gene Ontology annotation, biological process: endoplasmic reticulum to Golgi vesicle-mediated transport. The transcript is spliced from 4 exons. Gene Ontology annotation, cellular component: cytoplasm; nucleus; TRAPP complex. The record is from RefSeq and is a predicted model, not a curated record. Lineage: Eukaryota; Metazoa; Chordata; Mammalia; Primates; Indriidae. The coding region runs from base 201 to 821 and encodes 206 amino acids.
AUCCGGUCCGGCCCGGAGGCGCUAAGUAGCUUCCGGGAGCCGAGACCCGGCUUCUCCGUGCGCGGUGUCCCUAAGGACGGAGUGGGGUGGGCUCCCAGCUUGGGCCGGCCUCGGUCCGCGUGCGCGCUGCGUGUGAGCCGUCGGCCCGGAACCUGCGUGAGAUCGGGCCCGCGGGGUUCGGGGACUGGGAAUACAGAACGAUGGAGUAUAUGACAGAACCCACCGACCGCAAACCUGGACAUAUCUUGUGCUGUGAGUGUGGUGUUCCAAUUAGUCCAAAUCCUGCCAAUAUUUGUGUGGCCUGUUUGCGAAGUAAAGUAGACAUCAGCCAAGGUAUUCCGAAACAAGUCUCGAUUUCUUUCUGCAAACAAUGUCAAAGGAGCCGUAUAUUGAAGACAAUGUCUGGAAGCUUCUACUUUGUAAUUGUUGGCCACCAUGAUAAUCCAGUUUUUGAAAUGGAGUUUUUGCCAGCUGGGAAAGCAGAAUCCAAAGACGACCACCGUCAUCUGAACCAGUUCAUAGCUCAUGCUGCUCUCGACCUGGUAGAUGAGAACAUGUGGCUGUCGAACAACAUGUACUUAAAAACUAUGGACAAGUUCAAUGAGUGGUUUGUGUCAGCAUUUGUCACGGCAGGGCAUAUGAGAUUUAUUAUGCUUCAUGACAUAAGGCAAGAAGACAGAAUAAAGAACUUCUUUACUGAUGUCUAUGAUUUAUAUAUAAAGUUCGCAAUGAAUCCAUUUUAUGAACCCAGUUCUCCUAUUCAAUCGAGCGCAUUUGACAAUAAAGUUCAAUUUCUUGGGAAGAAACACCUUUUAAGCUGAAUGAAGAAAAAUUCUGAAAUAAACAAUGUUACAACAAUGGAGUAUACUCAGGGAUGUGUACAUUGUAAGCAACUUGAUUAAAUAGCCUGGAAAACUUUUA